Messenger RNA from Peronospora farinosa, 1698 nucleotides. The record is from the annotation of a GenBank genome assembly. Lineage: Eukaryota; Oomycota; Peronosporomycetes; Peronosporales; Peronosporaceae.
AUGGCUCAGCCGGUCACGUCUGCUACGACAUUAGGUUCCUUGACAAACCACAUCGUAACUGUUGAUAAUGUCAAAGCGUUAAAAAAGGCUGUGCAUGAUGAGAUGGAAUGUAUUGGCUGUGGUUUUCAUCAAUAUCGUGUUGUUACAAUUUUAGGAUUUGGAAAUGUUGCGGAUGCCGUAGAAAUUCUUGCAAUUGGCUACAUUUUGACAGUAUAUGAAGAAUCGGAAGGGGCGAUGACGCCGUGGGAAUCCAGUCUAUUAACUGCUGCAGUAUUUGUUGGCAUGUUAGGUGGAGGUUUAAUAGGGGGUAUAACUGGAGAUAUCUAUGGUCGUAAACCAGUAUUGCUGACAACAUUAGCCAUCAAUGCCAUUGCGGCUUUUCUAUCGGCUUUUUCUCCAAAUAUCACGUGGCUUAUCUUCUUUCGGGCUUUGGCCGGUUUGGGUGUGGGUGGAGCAGUUGCUGUACUCUUUGCUUUGUGUCUGGAGCAUGUUCCUGUAUCGUCAAGAGGACGAUACGUUACAAUUUUGUGCUCAUUUUGGAUGGUGGGUGCUGUGUUGACGGCAGGCACGGCGUGGAUCAUGCUAGGCAAGUACAGUAAUGGUGAACAAAUAUUGCACCUUUCGUGGCGCUGGUUUGCCGGAAUUGUUGGACUACCGUCACUUACGUGUUUUAUGCUGGCGUGGUGGUAUGUUCCCGAGAGUCCGCACUUUUUGGCAAGUAAAGGGGAUGCACAGGGUGCAACAUCAGUGUUGCAGUAUAUUCACGAUGUGCAUCAAAGUGAAUGUCAUAUUCAAAUCAGCUUUUCUAGUGUCAAAGACGUUAUAAGUGCAAAGAUGGUGCAAAAAAUAGAGGGAAGCUCUCCGUUAGCAUUGCAGCAGAAGCCACAUACGGAAGACUCGGCAUCCUCGCACAAUGUCGUUUGCAGCUGGGAUAGCUUGCGCGUCGUAGCACGUUUGUUUGAGCGACCAAACGCAGGGCCUACCCUGCUAUUGAUGUUGUGCGGUUUCUCUUUAAGCUUUGGCUCGUAUGGUCUGUCGACGUGGAUCACAAAGCUAUUUCAAAGUGCUGGUCUCGCAAAUCCUUUUAAAAACGCAUUCCUGUUUGCUGGUGCUAAUCUACCGGGUAACAUUGUCAGCUUGUACCUGAUUGAUGUUAUCGGCCACCAGCGCCUGCUAUCCUGCUCGCUCUUCAUGUCGAGCUUCUGUGCGCUGCUGUUUGCCUUCAACGUGGAAGGAUCUAAGAUUAUCAUUGUCGUAAUCUCGUGUCUUUUCAACGCAUGCACUACGGCAGCCUGGAAUGGGUUCGGAGUCUUGUCGGCGGAAAACUUCCCACAGGAGCUACGAACGACAGGUAUCUCGAUGGUCAACUGCUCAAACCGACUUGCUGCCAUUACAGCGCAAUUCGUAAACGGUUUUCUCAUGGGUCCUCCAUCUCACCUUGAAGCACUGCUAUUGGUCACAACCUCGGUAAUGGUGACCGGUGGCUUUGCCUCGCGCUGGAUUAGUCAUAAAGGAGAUGAUGACAUUGAUGCUAUCAGCAGCGAGAAUUUGGUGGUAGACCCAGAAGCUACGCCUAUAUUUCGUGAUGACGAAGGAGAGCGCUCAGGAUUGAUCCGGCAUGACAUUGUUCUUCACGAGAAGACCACCAAUCUUACUGAGGCUCGUCAGAAGGAAUACAAGCUGGUGAAAAGAAUAUAA